CACCACCACCACCACCACCACCUUUUGGUAAUCCUUCUUCGAAUCAUAACAAGUCUUUGAUACAGGCUGGAACUGAAUGGUUAUUGUUGAUGUGUAGUUCGUCUGUCAGUCAGCCUUGAAGGGAUGAAUCUAGGGGGAUCAGUUGUGAGGUAAAUCCUUCUUCCUCGUCCUCUUCCUCCAUACACAUACAUUCACACAUUCUCAGAAACACACUCAUAUACAUUCAUACACACACACACUCUUUAUCCAUCUCAAAAGAAUACUUUUCUGUUACAGAAGGUGACUUCAACACUCCAAACUCUAGAAAAGUCUCUUACUUACCCCACCCCCACCAUCAACAGCCAAAUAACACUGACCAGUUGAAAAAUUGAAUAAAAGCCCCACACUUAAAUACUUUUGAAAGGUUUCAGACCCUUGACUUAAAAGUUCAUAUCUCACAUCCUUAUCCCCUUGUUUGGUUUUUUCUCUUUUUAUUCCCCAUUUUUUGUCCCUUUAAAUUUUCUGGGAUUUUCUGAAAAAAAAUCUGAAGAAAUGAGUAAUUCUUUCUUAAAAAUCAAGAAAUAUCAACAAUAAUGACUGCCCUUACUGCAUCCGUAUCAACUUUGGCUAAACCCGCCACAGAACAGCCCUUUAUGUGCACAGAGUGUGGCAAGUGCUUCAGCCAUUCGUCCAGCCUUUACAGACAUAAGCGUAGUCAUUCCACAACCUGUCCUUACACCUGCAACUGCUGCAAUAAGACUUUCAGCCAUGGUUCUAACUUACUCAAACAUUUAGAAACUCAUGUGUUAUCAAAAAAAACGGAAAACCAUAAUGGAUCACAUCUACAGCCCUUGACAUCUGAAUUUGUCAAUAAAAUCGAUCGUCAGUCAAUCAACUGCAAUAUCUGUGACAAGUCUUUUGCUCACACCUCAAGUCUUUCCCGACAUGUGAAGUGCCACUCUGGUCUCAGGCCGUAUACAUGUACGGUGUGUGAGAAAAGCUUCUCCACAGCUGCAAACUUGCGUAUUCAUUCAAGAGUACAUUCUGGCGAAAAGCCAUUCUCGUGUCAAGUGUGCUUGAGGGCGUUUGCCCAUUCUUCGACCUUGUCGAAACAUGUUCGUUCCAAGCACACGUCUGGUUUGAAACCCUACAUGUGUAAUCAAUGUGACAAAACAUUUUCAAUGCCAUCGAACUUAACAUCUCACCUCAAGACACAUUCUGGGGAAAAACCGCAUAUGUGUGUCGUGUGCAAUAAAUCUUUCUCCCAUUCUUCCACACUCUCUCAACACCUGAGAGUUCAUUCUGGAGAGAAGCCAUACAGAUGCCGAAUAUGUGCGAAAGCAUUUUCACACUCUUCCACCAGGUGGAAGCACAUGAGGACACACUCAACAGAACGACCUUACACAUGUGAUUUUUGUGAUAAAAGCUUUUCGGCGAUGGCCAACCUGACAGCCCACAUGCGUGUGCACUCUGGAGAGAAGCCCUUCAAAUGCCCGAUUUGUGAGAAGACGUUCUCUCAUUCUUCAACGUUAUGGAAACAUAGUCGAGUUCACUCAGGCGAGAAACCAUUCCAGUGCGAUAUCUGUUCUCGUAGUUUUGCUCUGUCGUCAACAUUAACCCGGCACAUACGAACCCAUACUGGUGAGAAGCCGUUUCUGUGUUCAAUCUGCGACAAGAGGUUUGCCCAGGCUUCCAACUUGGCACUCCACAUGCGAAAGCAUUCGGGAGAGAAACCGUUUGAGUGUCCCCUCUGCUGCAAGACGUUUUCUGUCUCAUCUAAUCUCCAAUCGCAUUUGAGGACGCACUCAGGAGAGAGGCCCUUCCAGUGCCGAUAUUGCUUCAAAACUUUCACACAUUCUUCCACUUUGUCCAAACAUGUCCGAGCGUUACAUUCUUCUUGAAAGGAUCGGCAAAACAAACUCACUUCCUACACACACUUAUAUAUAUAUAUGUUCAUAGCUAUACAUACACCUGUGAUUCCUGCCACCCCCUUGGCACCCAAGCAACAUUCCUAGUGCCCCUCCCUACUCACCACCACAAACAUGGACCACUUUUUGCAGCAAAUCCAAAACAACUGUAAUUCACAGAUAAAACUAAACCUAAUUAACCCAUUCUCUUGUUGUUUUUACAUCCGUCAGCCCCUUUUGCGCUCUACUUUUCUUCAACACCCCACUGAAUCUUUCCACCGCCCCAAAGGGGACAGUACCCCACCCCACUCUGGGAACCGCUGACAUACACAUUUGUAUAUGCUGCCACACUACAUACGCUCAACAAAAAUGUCUUUAUCUCACCGUAAAACUUUUUAUUGUUAAACAAGACUCUUAACUCUUCUUGCCCAGCAAAGAAAUAAUGUCAAACAAUA
This is a messenger RNA of Octopus bimaculoides (California two-spot octopus), 2341 nucleotides long. RefSeq lists its product as uncharacterized. Gene Ontology annotation, biological process: regulation of transcription by RNA polymerase II. The record is from RefSeq and is a predicted model, not a curated record. Lineage: Eukaryota; Metazoa; Mollusca; Cephalopoda; Octopoda; Octopodidae. Gene Ontology annotation, cellular component: nucleus. Gene Ontology annotation, molecular function: DNA-binding transcription factor activity, RNA polymerase II-specific; RNA polymerase II transcription regulatory region sequence-specific DNA binding.